This is a messenger RNA of Gamsiella multidivaricata, 976 nucleotides long. RefSeq lists its product as uncharacterized. The coding region runs from base 133 to 891 and encodes 252 amino acids. NCBI's taxonomy places the organism in Eukaryota, Fungi, Mortierellomycota, Mortierellomycetes, Mortierellales, Mortierellaceae. The transcript is spliced from 6 exons. The record is from RefSeq and is a predicted model, not a curated record.
UGUUGCUCCCUGCCUUUAUGUGUCUGUGCGCCAGUGAAGAACAGUUCCGCGCAAAAGACCAGAAGACCAAAGCCACCGUCUGAUACCAUUUCAGGGCGUGUUGUAAAAGAAGCAUCGUCCUUCAACGCGACAAUGAUCAGCAUUCACAGGACCAUUCUACUAUUGGACCACAGUCCGCAGGCUCGCAGGAAGGCGUGCUAUGACAACACGAAGAAGGACGAGGCAGCAGACGAAGACAGUGAUGAUGAGUUCGAGCCGGAACCAUGCUCAAUGUGGUCGAGCUUCGUACACGCAGCAUUACAGUACUCGCGGCUAGCGUGGGACCUCUCGCCCGUUGGGCAAAAAUCGCAGAUCUCGGUGCAUGUUGCACCUGGGGGUCCAGCGAUUUACAACAGCAUUAUAUUGAAUGCAUGGACAGUACAGGAGCAGAGCUUAGGACAUAUAUCAUAUCAUCUGCAAGAGCUCCAGCACCAGGAAGAUGCAGCUGCAAUGAACGAACAGGAGAUCGCGGCGACCUCCAAGGGUUGGAUAUUGUUGGCAUUGCAGGGCGCCAUCGCACAUAUCCUAGAGCCGAUUUCUCAACAACCAGGAUCUGCACCCAGCGCGCAGACUACGCCCCAUCACUCAAGCAUAACAGCUAAUGUAAUAAUGGUCCUAACGGACAUGGAGGACCAGCCCGAGGACCUGCCCGAGGACCAGCCCAGAGAAGGCGAAGAGGAUACGGUUAUGGAUAAUGAUAUGACUGUGGCCAGUGAACAUGACAAAGGAUGGCGAUACGGCGACCUGGAUAUACGCAAAAUCCUCGUAGAAGCACUUCAAACACUGCAGGAUGCCCUGAGGAGCACAAAACUUUGUGCGGAUAUGUACCCAGAAGACUCAAAGGUUUACUGAUAUUUCCAAGGAGCAGAUUUCGAGGAACUGCACGGCUUCAGUGUAUUCGGUUAUCGCAGAGGACGAGAAUUCGACAGCGAAGGCG